Messenger RNA from Paramecium primaurelia, 620 nucleotides. The record is from the annotation of a GenBank genome assembly. Lineage: Eukaryota; Ciliophora; Oligohymenophorea; Peniculida; Parameciidae.
GUUAGUGUUAAAUUCUUAUUGACUAAUUUCAAUGAAGGAAAUCCAACACUUUUUGGUUAAAAAUUAAAAGUAAUUUAAAUAAUUAAUCUAGGUGUAUCCUUCUAAUUAUGAAUUUAUUUUCUUUAGAAAUUGUGAAGAAGGUUAAUUACCAAAGAAUACAGAAGAGGAAGAGUUUUAUUUAGGAAAUGAGGCAUCAUUUAGAUAUAAAGAUAAUAAUUUCAAAUAUUUGGUAUCACCUUCUUAAUAAAUUAUGUUAACAAAUUUAAAAAAGGAAUUCUGUGAAGAAGGUAUUAUUUAUGAUACUUUUUCUAAAUUUGGAUAAAUAGAGAAAAUUAAGUAAUUAAUUAUAUUUAAUAUACAUUUUAGAAUAUUUUGUGAAGAAAAAAAUAAAAACAAAUGUCUCAUCCGUUAUUAAGAGUUAGAUUCAGCUAUGUAGGCAAUGGCAAUUAUGCAUAAUUACGAGUAUAACAAAAGGAAAAUUUAGAUUUUUUUUUCAAAAAAUAAAACUUGAGUUUUUCUUAUUAUUUAAUGAAUUAUUCAAUUUUGAAAUAAAUUACAUUUCUUUUUGUAAGAUCAUUUUAUUAAUGAUAUCAAUAAUAUCAAAAUAUUUAAGUGAUUGA